AUGGCCGCGAAGAGCAGCACGAUGCCAGGAAAGAAAUCCGUUUUUGUCGCUUAUUUUAUGUGGCUUUUUACGGGAAUUUUUGGUGGACAUCAUUUUUACCUUAGGCGGGAUCGCCAUGCAUUUGUGUGGUGGACCACACUGGGUGGUUUUAUAAUAGGGUGGCUCGGCGAAAUUUUUAGAAUUCCUCGGUAUGUCCGCGAAGCCAAUGACGAUCCACAAUAUGUGGAAGAAUUGGCAAGGAGAGUAAUCCAGAACAAAAAGCCGCCAUUUUCUAUGAAUCGAUUCACUGGGAUGCUGAUGGUUGGAUAUUCCUGGGCGCAAAUGACAAUGUUUGCCAUUCCUCCGGACUCAUUCUGGGGUAUAAAUCUCCGCUACUUGAACCUGCUGAUUCCCGUGGCUCUUGGACUUGAUAAAGCGAGACGUCAAGUGGUGAAGGGAAACAAAGAUAAAGCUAAAACUGAAAUCUCAGUUUGUGAUAUGGAUGAUUCUAAGGCUAAGCCUGAGGGUGUAUGGACUGUAGGAAACAUCGGUAAUGAGGAGGGGUCUCUCAAGUGGCCGUUGCUUGGUGCCUUUGCGGCCUAUCCAAUCCGCUACUAUGUCUUUGACGAUAGUAUCUGGUUUACUAUUAUGCUUCUUGCAUCGGCCUGUGCAUUCGAUUCGUACUCCAAGCGUUGGCGAAGGACCCCCAAGAAGAAGACCCAUAACGUCAAGCGUGUUUCCAUCCUGGCUGCUUGUGCCUGCAUAUACCUGUCACUCUGGUGCAGCUAUCUGUAUUUCCAUGGUACAAUCACUGACAGCGAAGGCGAUGAGGUACCGAUAUACGAAGCUUUACACCACUUCUUCACAAGCCCCUGGUGGUUAGAUGUAAAGCAAUGCAUUGCUGAAACUUACCAGUACGCGCAGCAUCACGGAUGGUAUGAGGUCUGGAAGCAGAUCAUAGACCUAUCGGACCCUCACGGAGAACAAAAUGCUUACAGGGGAUUUUUCCCAGCGGCCUGCGCUUGUGAAUUAGGACCUUAUGAACGAUUAAAAGCGGUGCUGGGAGUUAAUCGCGAUUCGUCUCAAUCUGAAAUAACGUCGGUCUGGAGGAAGCUGUCUCGGGAGAACCAUCCUGACAAAGUCAAGGACGAGGCAGAACGCAGGGCUGCUCAGGAACGCUUCAUGGAGAUCCAACAAGCAUACGAAAUCCUGUCGAACAGCAAACACCGACGCAACCGACGAAACAAAAAGGACAAUUCGGAUGCAAUAAAUAUAUAG
This is a messenger RNA of Spodoptera littoralis (African cotton leafworm), 1257 nucleotides long. Lineage: Eukaryota; Metazoa; Arthropoda; Insecta; Lepidoptera; Noctuidae. The record is from the annotation of a GenBank genome assembly.